AUGGCAAUCCGCUUCCACUUGUUAGGGGAAGCGAGUGAAAGAAUUACACUUUCAGACACCAGGAUCGUGCUUACAGACUUUGGUAAGGCCAUUUCUCACUCAAAAGAACAAAAGUAUAAAUCUUGCAUCCCCAGUAUCAUCCGCCCCCCUGAGGCGCGAUUUGAACCAAAUAAGCCACUGUCUUUCUCAACAUACAUUUGGACUCUCGCCUGUACCAUAUGGUCUAUCAUCAUUCAACGGCCAUUGUUUGAAGGAUUUCUCGCAACAGAGGACGACAUGACAUGUGAGCAUGUCGAUACUCUUGGUGUUCUGCCACUUGAAUAG
This is a messenger RNA of Penicillium argentinense, 324 nucleotides long. RefSeq lists its product as uncharacterized. The record is from RefSeq and is a predicted model, not a curated record. The transcript has 2 exons. Bases 1 to 324 code for a protein of 107 amino acids. Lineage: Eukaryota; Fungi; Ascomycota; Eurotiomycetes; Eurotiales; Aspergillaceae.